GCCACUAACUGGUUAGUGGACCACUCCAUCUCGAUGAAUUAUGUGCAAUGUCAUUAUGUUAAUAUGGGGAGUGAAUAAAAAGUCGAUCCUUUUGUGUUCCCCCUUUCACCUCCCAGUGUUGGUUAACUCACUUGAGGAAAACACCACACUUGUGUAGAAUCCUCAGCCCAUGUUAAGUUGCUUUAAAACUUCUCCCUCCCCGAAACGGAGAAGAAAACGGCAAAGGUACGCAAAAUAAAAUCUACAAAGGGGAGCAACCCACGUUUAAAGCAAAUCGAGUGAAAAAAAAAUGCGCCAAGGAAAGCUGUUGAAGGAGCGUAAUUUUUGAAGGCAGUCAGAAUUCAUUUCCUUUCCCUACAUAAAGAAGAAAGAACACAGGGACGAAGGUUAAAAAAAAAAAAUAAAACACGUAUUUCGAACGAGCGAAGUUUUUUUUUUUUUUUUUCUUCCUUUUUUGUCCCACUUCUUCAAUCGAACAAAUGAGUAAGGGAAUCGAUUCGAUGAAGCCGUACUUCCCCGCGGUGUUAAAAGGGUGCGAGUCCGCGUCAGAUAAAUUUUUCAAAUGCCUGAACGAAAAUUUGCAACCCCACGGAAAUGAGCAGACCGCCAGUGACGGCAUAAGUCAGUGCCAACCGUUAAAAAUUAAUUAUGAAAAGUGCAUGGAGGAGAUGCUGAAAAAGGUGAAGAAAGACUCCCUCUCGUUUUUGACAUCCUACAAGGGGAGUAAUGAAUAGGGUUGUGGUGCUGCUGUAGAUCGAGUUCAUUAUGUUCUCUUUUGCUUUAUAUACACCCGCUGAUCACGAAAUGGGAUUUCC
Molecule: messenger RNA, 815 nt
Organism: Plasmodium vivax (malaria parasite P. vivax)
Lineage: Eukaryota; Apicomplexa; Aconoidasida; Haemosporida; Plasmodiidae
Exons: 3
Coding region: 480-734 (84 amino acids)
Source: RefSeq, a predicted model, not a curated record